This is a messenger RNA of Knipowitschia caucasica, 660 nucleotides long. Lineage: Eukaryota; Metazoa; Chordata; Actinopteri; Gobiiformes; Gobiidae. The record is from the annotation of a GenBank genome assembly.
AUGGCCGAAAUGGUGCGCGGUAGUGUGCUCUUCCCAGGCACUGACCACAUCGACCAGUGGAACAAGGUGAUCGAGCAGCUGGGCACGCCCACUCAGGAGUUCCUCAUGAAGCUGAACCAGUCCGUGCGCACGUACGUUGAGAACCGGCCUCGCUACGCCGGCUACAGCUUCGAAAAGCUCUUCCCUGACGUCCUGUUCCCCGCAGACUCCGAACACAACAAACUCAAAGCGAGCCAGGCCCGGGACCUGCUGUCCAAGAUGCUGGUCAUAGAUGCUUCCAAACGGAUCUCAGUGGACGAGGCUCUGCAGCACCCCUACAUCAACGUGUGGUACGACCCAAGUGAAGUGGAAGCCGUGAGUACCUCCUUCACCUCCUUAACCGACUUCACCGACUUCACCGACUUUACAGACUUUACAGACUUCACCGACUUCACCUCCUUCACUGGCUCUACCUCCUUCACAGACUCUACCUCCUUCACUGGCUCUACCUCCUUCACGGACUCUACCUCCUUCACUGACUCUACCUCCUUCACUGACUCCACCUCCUUCACUGACUCUACCUCCUUCACUGACUCCACCUCCUUCACUGACUCUACCUCCUUCACUGACUCCACCUCCUUCACUGACUCUACCUCCUUCAGACUCUACCUCCUUCACUGA